CCUACCUCCUAUAAGCAUGACUUUUCCGGAGAUUUCAUAAAAUCAAUUGCUUUUCUCUUCUAUUUAUAAUUUUAAGAAAUAUUUACAAAUUUUUUAAAGAAACUAAUAAAGAUAGUAUUGAAGUUGAGUGGAUAUUACCUACCUAGUUUGGAAUUCAUAAUACAAGAGGGCCUGUGCUUUUUUCUGCUUAUACUGAGCAACUUAAGAAAUUGAGCAAUCUCAGAUGUUAUAAUUUGAAAGUAUUAUCAUUAUAUUGAGCAGUCUAAGCUACUCAAGUACUAUUUGACCACCUAAUUGGUUUUGAUCAAUUUUGGUAUCUUCAUUAUUUGGAGUCCAUUUUUAAUUAAGACAUCAAGCUAGCUUCAUUGCUGUCCUCCGACUACUUCGAGAAUACGAUAGUAGGAAGCGGUAUUGUAUUCUUUAAUCUGUUUUCGUUCCUUUUUGUUAUUCUUCCUUUUUUGCUUUACUCUUAGUCUAUAAUUGGUAACGGUCUACUCCAUGACCAAUUCAAUUGAGACUUUCCCCCCGAAAGAUUCCAGGGAAUUCUUGAUCAAGUCCGGGAUAGCAGGUGGAAUCGCGGGCUGCGUUGCAAAGACUGUAAUUGCACCUUUGGAUAGAGUGAAGAUUCUCUAUCAGACUAAUCAUGCAGCAUACCGAGGUUAUGCUUUCUCUCGCCAUGGUUUAACUAAAUCCAUAAAGCGUAUUUACCAUGUAAGCGGUGUUCGAGGUUUGUAUCAAGGCCACACAGCUACUCUAUAUCGUAUUUUUCCCUACGCAGGUAUUAAGUUUGUUGCUUAUGAGCAAGUACGGCGACUGCUUAUACACUCAGAAGAUUAUGAAACCAAUGGUCGGAGAUUUCUUUCGGGUUCUUUAGCUGGUAUGUGUUCUGUCUUUUUUACUUAUCCAUUGGAAUUAAUUCGGGUUCGACUUGCAUAUAUAACAGGUUCAAGUAAUAAGCCAAGACUUUUGAAUGUUACAAGCCAAGUAUUGCACGAACGAGAUUUUGGCAAUCUGAAAGAAACCCCUUUACGUACCUCAAUUAGAAGGAUUUCAAACUUCUAUCGUGGAUUUUCUGUAACCUUGAUGGGGAUUUUCCCCUAUGCUGGAAUGUCUUUUUUAGCUCAUGAUCUUGCUACCGAUUUUUUCCAUAAUCCUGUAAUCAAAAGAGCUCUUCGUUCUGAGAAGGAUGAACGGCAUUUAAGUACUUGGUCUGAACUUACAGCCGGUGCCCUGGCUGGUGUUUGUGGCCAAACGAUUUCGUACCCUUUUGAAGUAUGUAGAAGAAAAAUGCAAGUAGGCGGUGUUGAAAGUCGUUCUCGGUUCCUAAAAUUACAAAACGUUAUAAAAUCUACAUAUAGAGACGCUGGAUUGAGAGGUUUUUUUGUUGGUCUUACGAUCGGAUACUUAAAAGUGAUCCCAAUGGUUAGUACGAGUUUUUUUGUUUACACUCGAAGCAAAUCCUACUUGGGUAUUGAUUAGAAAUGAGAGAAAUGAGCUUUGUUUUAUUCAAUAAAAUAUAGAGACUUUUGUAUAUUAUGUCCACAAGUCUUUAAG
This is a messenger RNA of Schizosaccharomyces cryophilus OY26, 1554 nucleotides long. Its product is annotated as coenzyme A transporter. Gene Ontology annotation, biological process: transmembrane transport. The transcript has 2 exons. The coding region runs from base 499 to 1479 and encodes 326 amino acids. NCBI's taxonomy places the organism in Eukaryota, Fungi, Ascomycota, Schizosaccharomycetes, Schizosaccharomycetales, Schizosaccharomycetaceae. The record is from RefSeq and is a predicted model, not a curated record.